AUGUCGCCUUCAGCAAACGGCAACUCCACUCCCCACAACGGGAAUGGCGCCGGUCAUGCCUCCAGACCGGCCCUCACUCCGGGCUUGUACGUGCCAACAGUAGCCUUCUUCCGCUCCGACGACUCAGUGGACGUUGAGACAACCACGUCUCACGCCAUCCGACUCGCCAAGGCCGGUGUCGCCGGCCUUGUUACUCACGGCUCCAACGGCGAGGCCGUCCACUUGGACCACGCCGAGAGGCAACUCAUCAACAAGACCACACGUGCGGCCUUGGAAUCGGCCGGGAAGGGUGACCUUCCUCUGAUCGUCGGCUGCGGCGCUCAGUCAACACGAGAGACCAUCCAGCUCUGUCAAGAGGCCGGCGCAUCCGGCGGCGACUACGCUCUUGUUCUUCCCCCGGCCUACUACGGGGGCCUCCUCUCCACCGAACAAAUCCUGCAGCACUUCCGCGAAGUCGCGGAUGCCAGCCCGGUUCCGAUCCUCAUCUACAACUACCCCGGUGCUUGCAGCGGACUCGACCUCAACUCGGAUACCAUCAUCACUCUGUCGAGCCACCCCAACAUUGUCGGCGUGAAGUUGACGUGCGGAAACACCGGCAAGCUUGCUCGGAUAGCUGCUGCUACGGUGCCUAAGAAGGGCGACACUGGUAUCCCCUUCCGAACUUUCGGUGGCAGCGUCGACUUCACCCUGCAAACACUUGUCGUUGGCGGUCAUGGUAUUAUCGGAGGAACUGGCAACAUUGCGCCCUUCGCUUGUGUGAAGUUGAUGAAGCUUUGGGACGAGGGCAAGUUGGCCGAGGCCAGGGAGCUGCAGGCCGUUGUGGCUCGUGGCGACUGGACAGCUAUCCAGGGCGGCUUCGUUUCCGUCAAGGCUGCGCUGCAAGAGUACUACAACUACGGUGGUCUUCCUAGGAAACCCUGCGCGCUGCUUGAGGGCGAGAAGCUGACCAAGCAGCUGGAUGGUUUCUCUGAGCUUGUUGGGGUAGAGAAGACGCUCCAGCAAUAA
Colletotrichum karsti is the source of this 1005-nucleotide messenger RNA. Its product is annotated as dihydrodipicolinate synthetase. NCBI's taxonomy places the organism in Eukaryota, Fungi, Ascomycota, Sordariomycetes, Glomerellales, Glomerellaceae. The transcript has a single exon. Gene Ontology annotation, molecular function: 4-hydroxy-tetrahydrodipicolinate synthase activity. The coding region runs from base 1 to 1005 and encodes 334 amino acids. The record is from RefSeq and is a predicted model, not a curated record.